AAAGAAGAUCACCCCCCUCCCCCUCCUCCUCUUUUCCACUUUUCAAGCAAUCAUGUCCUGCCCCUCGAACAACAACCCCCCCUGCGCCAAGGCCGGCUGCGAGAAGACCGACUGCAAGGACGUCACCCAUACCGGCGGUAGCCCGGCCAAGUGCACUGAUCAGAAGUGCACGAAGGCCGACUGCAAGGGAUGCUGUGACUGCUCCGACGCGUCCACCUGCAAGGAUCCGGCCAAGUGCCCGAAGAAGCAGGCCUGCAAGGCCGGUGAGUGUGGCGAUAAGAAUUGCUGCGCCACCGCCAACUGCGCCGGCUCCAAGUGCACCAAGGCCAAUUGCAAGGGCGCCGCGGACAACUGCACCAAGGCCCACUGCGCUGGCAAGUCGGUCGAUGGCAAGCCCCCCACUGGUGGGAAGUGCGCGCGUGAGCCCCCGGUCGAGGUGGGCAUGCCGCCCAACCGGUGCUCCGGCAACACCGACCAGCAGCGUGGUAACUGCGGCCAGGGCAUGGCCAAGGUCAACUCUUCCAGUGGCGGCAGUUGCUGCCCCUCGGGCAACAAGAACCAGACCGCCGACCCGGGCACCUGCAAGUCGCCCACCUGCGCCUGUGGCCCGAACUGCAAGUGCGGCGAGAACUGCUCCUGCUAAGGCGGCUGGGCCUUGGCGGGCGGUUACUGACCCGGAUGCCGGUGGCUCGGUCACCGGGGCUGCUGCUGUCGCUGUGCAACCACGCGCUAGCCGCUAUGCCAGCACGCCACCCAUCGGCUCCUGUGCAGGGUGACUGGGAAAUGCAUCCGCCACGACAUCCAGUGCUCUGGCCACCUACCAAUGCAAUUUCCAAACCCCCACCGCCUUGCCCCACAUUACCGCCACCAGGCCGGGCGCCGCCGUGUGUCCGCGGGAGGAGGGCUGGGGAAGGGGGGGGGGGGGGGGGGGCUGGGGUG
Fonticula alba is the source of this 939-nucleotide messenger RNA. RefSeq lists its product as hypothetical. The coding region runs from base 53 to 643 and encodes 196 amino acids. NCBI's taxonomy places the organism in Eukaryota, Rotosphaerida, Fonticulaceae. The record is from RefSeq and is a predicted model, not a curated record. The transcript is spliced from 2 exons.